CUAUAUUCCUCUCCUCGCUAUCCCCAUGCCCUUGCUAGCUAAAAAUACUGAUGCCUCCCUCGCCAUCCCCUCCCCUGCACCGUCGAUCUCUCCUUUUCGCACGCAAAGCUGCCGCCGUCCCCGACAUCCCAUGGAGUACGCCUGCUCCCGCCGUACUGCACUGCCCUGCCGUACCGUGUUGCCCCAGGCGGCCAGCGGGAUCGACCUGGUGAUGAGCUGGUUCUAGUAGAGGUAGAGGUCGGCGAGCUGGGGCAUGGACGACACCGACGGGCGGGGUAAGCCUGAUAGCCGGGAUGAAGCGCAUCUCGGCGACGAAGGAGCGGAAAGCGAGCAAGAUGGCCACUGCCGUCAGCACCGUCUUGGCAUCCUCCGUGGCCACACGUUCAUCCACUUGGGCAAUAGGCCCUUCUCCUUCCUCUCGCCCUCCUUCUCGGGGCCCAUGGGCGGCACUUCGUCGGGAGCCGCGGGGCGAGGAUCCCCCGCAGCACCGAAGGUGCGGGCGGUGCCACGAGUGCCCCGCCAUGGUGGAAGGCGGCGGUGGACACAACGGUGGCUUUGCUUGAUUGCUUCCUCUCUGUCUCCUCCUCAUUGUCUGCAGCCUCCUCAAGCUCUUCCAACUUUAGUAUGUUUCUACAAAGAUUUUGCGGUUACUCAUGGAAGGGCUUGAGAAAGCGGGCUUCACAAGACAUGGCUGCGGAGGCCGGUAGUGUGCAGGCCAGGAGGCAGUGGUCCUCCGGCCGUGCGGCUCGCCGGCGUCUGCGUUAGACACUGACUUUGGGGAUGGAGUGGAUAUACUGCUGAUUUUGAAGAGUGGUUUUGGAGAGUUUGUUGGUUACCCCGCUGCUUAAGAAGUUUUUUAUUUUUUGUUUUACGGAGCUGGUAAAACUCUAAAUUUAACUAAAGUUAUAGCUAA
Panicum virgatum (switchgrass) is the source of this 913-nucleotide messenger RNA. RefSeq lists its product as uncharacterized. The coding region runs from base 254 to 667 and encodes 137 amino acids. The record is from RefSeq and is a predicted model, not a curated record. The transcript has 2 exons. Lineage: Eukaryota; Viridiplantae; Streptophyta; Magnoliopsida; Poales; Poaceae.